Molecule: messenger RNA, 579 nt
Organism: Camelina sativa (false flax)
Lineage: Eukaryota; Viridiplantae; Streptophyta; Magnoliopsida; Brassicales; Brassicaceae
Source: RefSeq, a predicted model, not a curated record
CUAGGGAGGGUUGUCAUUGUGAGGUUUAGGGUUAGCAUCAUGAUGAACUUGCGCCGUACGGCAGUAUGUUCUCUUCAUUUCUGGAAGAGACAGAUGAUGAUUGCUACACCACCGCCGUUGACGAGAAGGGUUAUGUUUUCGACCGGUGAUGGAUGUUCCCGUCCUACAGGGAAGGCGGAGAUGUUGCGUCUUAUGACCCAUAUGUACUUACAUCAAAUCAAGAUGCAGAAAGAGAAGCGUGGUGAUGGAUUCACUAAUCCGUAUCUCGCGAAGUGGGCCAAGCAUCUUACCGACGAAGGGAACAAUGAAUCAGCUCUAGAGGUCUACGAGUGGAUGGCGAAUAAUAAGAUGGAGUUUUCUCCGUCCGUGCUUGCAAAUGCUGUGGAACUACUUCGUGAGACUAGAGACCAAGCUGCUGCUGAAGCCUUCUUCAACAAAAUAGAUCCAGGCUUCACCUCCACCGACCCUUUUGCCAAGAAUUGGCCUGCUUACAGAAAGAUCAAGCGUGUCCAUAUCCCCAAUACGCUCACAGCUCGUAAAAGGCUACUUGUCCGUUACUUUGACCUUGGACGGUUUUAA